AGUAGCGCAGACUGUUCUUUCUUUGUUUUUGUUUGUUUGUUUGAUUUUCAUGUGUUGUAUAUUUUUGGGCAUGGUCAUGCCUCUGUUUUGAGUUUUGCUCUAUUCUGAGUUUUUGUUUUAAAUUUUCUUUAUGUGUUUUUUUUAUUUUCUGAUCCUUACUUUUUCUGUUUGUAUUUUUUGUUUUCAUUUGUUUACAUUAUUAUGACCAUGGGCAAAUGGUCUCGAGCUGGCCAAACUGUGUAUGUUGCAGGAGCAGGAGGAACAGUUCGCAAUCCAGGGUACAGUAUAAGCAGUGGGAAUAAUAAGGAGGUGGGAAUAAUGAGGAGGAGGAGGAGAAAAGAAGCAGAAUUACACAUCACAACUAUCAAGAAUUAUACCAGCUCUGUAGUUGCAGAUCUAGAAUCAGCAGAUGCAACAAGUGUGGAAACAUAUAUUCAAGCUGAAGGCCACACAAGGAGGCUUGUUGGGUGCUUUGAUGCCAUCACUAUUGGAAGUUCGUCCAUGACAGCAACACCCUUUAGACAUAAAGACCGUGUAUUCAACCAUGCAAAAGAUGGAUUUAAGUUUGGUGUCUGUCCUGUGCCAGUUAUUGAAGAAUGA
Cryptomeria japonica (Japanese cedar) is the source of this 600-nucleotide messenger RNA. RefSeq lists its product as uncharacterized. The coding region runs from base 202 to 600 and encodes 132 amino acids. The record is from RefSeq and is a predicted model, not a curated record. Lineage: Eukaryota; Viridiplantae; Streptophyta; Pinopsida; Cupressales; Cupressaceae. The transcript is spliced from 3 exons.